UUCAUACUACACAAAGAAAAUGACACAUUUAGCCUUUCUUUGGUGGCAGAAAACCUCUCCCACCACCACCGACGCGGCGGCUGCAGUCCCCGGCGCCGCAACCUGUCCAAUGUCGCCGGCAAAAGAUGCAGCAACGAACUCCUCAUCAUGUGGCUUGGUUAAACUCAUCAGGAAGCUGAAGAGGCAAAGCAAGAUGAUGAUGUUGUGCACUCCGGGCAGCCGGCAGCCGGCGUUCCAAUGCCGGUACGAUCCGCUGAGCUAUUCGCUGAACUUCGACGCCGGCGGCGCCCGGAGCCUCGCUGAUGAAGACGACUAUUACUUCAAGUUCUGUGCUUUCUCAUCAAGAUUUGCUGCUAUUCCAACAAAUAUUGGUCGAGUCUCAAUCGGAUCCCAUUCAAAGCAAUUUUGUAUUACUGCAUAUUAAAGUACACUUAUUUAGCCCACACAAAUUUAACUCACUGAUUCAGUAGGUCAGAUAGUAUUUGAGAGAAGAGAUCAAGAUUCGAAACUAAUUGGUCUACUGAGUCAUUGAAUUAUCCUAAUUUACAUAAUCUUAAAUACUUUGUCGGGUCGAGUUGGGGAUUCAAAUUUGUUCAACUAAAAGAAAGAGGAUUGUAUAUGUAUAUGAUAGCAACCACUCUAGAGUUGCAUUUGGAUUUUCAUGUGUUUGAAGCUCCACCGAACCGGAUCCAGACUAUCUUAGCUGUGUAAGUGUGUGGUCACGUUUUGUGUAAUUCCGUCUGAAAUAUUUUUCAUUGUAUACAAAAAG
Messenger RNA from Ipomoea triloba (trilobed morning glory), 769 nucleotides. RefSeq lists its product as uncharacterized. The record is from RefSeq and is a predicted model, not a curated record. Bases 20 to 424 code for a protein of 134 amino acids. NCBI's taxonomy places the organism in Eukaryota, Viridiplantae, Streptophyta, Magnoliopsida, Solanales, Convolvulaceae. The transcript has a single exon.